CGGCGGCGGAAGGGGCAGGGCCGCCGCGGGGCGGGGACGGGGACGGUGACGCCGCGGCGGAGCGGAGCGGAGCGGAGCGGCGGCGCCAUGGUGAACCUGGGGCUCCGCCGGGUGGAGGACAGCGUCGCCGCCAAGCACCCGGCCCUGCAGCAGUACGCGGCCUGCCAGUCCCACGCCUUCAUGAAGGGCAUCGGCACCUUCGUGGCAGGCACCGGCGCGGCUUUCGCCCUGCAGAAGCUGCUGAACAAGAAGCUGCCGUACACGCUGCAGUGGAACCUGCUGCUGGCCGUGGUUGCAGGAUCCCUUGCCAGCUACAUGGUAACCAGAGCUGAGACGCAGAAAUGCUCUGACUUCUGGAUUUUCCUGGAGACAGGCAAGUCCCCACAGGAGCAUGCCAUGGCUGGCAGGAUGUCUCAGCCCCCAGAAAAUCUGCCCAGCCCAGAGGGCAGAGAGACUGUGGCACCACCAGUGAGGAGGAACAAGUAUGGGGAUGUUGUGGAGUAGCCAGUGGAGCGUGCAGUACCAUGCCUGUGUCUUGUUGCAGCUCCGUCUUCACCCUUUCCUGUCUGCACAACCUGCUGCUGCCUGUGAGACUGGUGGGGGCUGUAGUGCUGCCCCCAGGAGUUCAGACGCGGUGAGAGUGUGGUGGAGGCGAGACUGCCACCCUCCCAGGUGGCCUCUGUGUGAGCAUCACACGUGGAGAAUGCAAUAAAAGUCCAGAGCUAAAAGUGCA
Messenger RNA from Dromaius novaehollandiae (emu), 733 nucleotides. It is a transcript of the gene TMEM141, whose product is annotated as transmembrane protein 141. The record is from RefSeq and is a predicted model, not a curated record. The transcript is spliced from 5 exons. Bases 88 to 504 code for a protein of 138 amino acids. Lineage: Eukaryota; Metazoa; Chordata; Aves; Casuariiformes; Dromaiidae.